Messenger RNA from Echinops telfairi (small Madagascar hedgehog), 3140 nucleotides. It is a transcript of the gene KIF18A, whose product is annotated as kinesin family member 18A. The transcript is spliced from 17 exons. The coding region runs from base 76 to 2751 and encodes 891 amino acids. Gene Ontology annotation, biological process: microtubule-based movement. The record is from RefSeq and is a predicted model, not a curated record. Gene Ontology annotation, molecular function: microtubule binding; microtubule motor activity; ATP binding. Lineage: Eukaryota; Metazoa; Chordata; Mammalia; Afrosoricida; Tenrecidae.
UGAAGUAGUCUCGGUGGCCUCUGUGGGGCCUGAGACACAUACUCAGGCAAUUUAAAGGCACAAAGAUAAUCAACAAUGUCUGCCACUGAGGAAGACCUGUGUCACCGCAUGAAAGUAGUAGUUCGUGUUCGUCCUGAAAACACUAAAGAAAAGACAGCUGGAUUCCAUAAAGUGGUUCAUGUUGUGGAUAAGCAUAUCCUAGUUUUUGAUCCCAAACAAGAAGUUGGCUUUUUACAUGGAAAGAAUGUGCUAAAUCGAGAUAUUACAAAGAGACAAAAUAAGGAUCUUAAAUUUGUAUUUGAUGCUAUAUUUGAUGAAACUUCAACUCAGUUGGAAGUUUUUGAACAUACUACUAAACCAAUUAUACGUAGUUUUUUGAAUGGAUAUAAUUGCACAGUGCUUGCUUAUGGUGCUACUGGAGCUGGGAAGACCCACACAAUGCUUGGAUCAGCUGCUGAACCUGGAGUGAUGUAUCUAACAAUGUUAGACCUUUACAAGUCCAUGGAUGAGAUUAAGGAAGAUAAAGUAUGUAGUACUACAGUUUCUUAUUUGGAGGUGUACAAUGAACAGAUUCGUGACCUCUUAGUAAACUCAGGGCCACUUGCUGUGCGCGAAGAUGCCCAAAAAGGGGUAGUUGUUCAAGGGUUGACUUUACACCAGCCAAAAUCCUCAGAAGAAAUUUUGCAGCUAUUGGAUAAUGGAAACAAAAACAGGACACAGCAUCCCACUGAUAUAAAUGCAACAUCUUCUCGUUCCCAUGCUGUUUUCCAGAUUUAUUUGCGACAGCAAGACAAAACAGCAAGCAUCAAUCAAAGUGUUCGUAUUGCCAAGAUGUCACUCAUUGACUUAGCAGGGUCCGAGCGUGCUAAUGCGACAAGUGCUCAAGGUAUCCACUUUAGAGAAGGCACAAAUAUUAAUCAAUCACUUUUAGCUCUUGGGAAUGUCAUCAAUGCUUUGGCAGAUACAAAGAGGAAGAAUCAACAUAUUCCUUAUAGAAAUAGUAAGCUCACUCGUUUGUUAAAGGAUUCUCUUGGAGGAAACUGUCAAACUAUAAUGAUAGCUGCUGUGAGUCCUUCCUCUGUGUUCUACGAUGAUACCUAUAACACUCUUAAAUAUGCUAACCGUGCCAAGGACAUUAAAUCUUCUUUGAAGAGCAAUGUUCUUAAUCUGAACAGUCAUAUAACUCAAUAUGUAAAGAUCUGUAAUGAGCAGAAGAAAGAGAUUUCAUUGUUAAAAGAAAAGCUAAAAGCUUAUGAAGAACAGAAAGCUGUCGCUGAUGAAAAUCACAAAACAAAAUUAGCGAUUUCAAACCCUCAGGAAAAAGAAAUCAAAAGAUUUCAAGAAAUUCUGACCUGCUUGUUCCAGAAUCGAGGAGAAAUCAGACAAGACUAUUUGAAGUUGGAAAUGUUACUAAAGGAAAAUGAACUUAAGAUGUAUCACGAACAACAAUGCUUUAAACAAAUUGAAAUGGUGUGCUCUGAAGACAAAGUAGAAAAGGCCACUUUCAAACGAGAUCAUAGAGUUACAAUGUUGAAAACUCAUCGUUCCUACUUGGAAAAGAAAAGAGAAGAAGAAUUACAGCAGUUUAAUGCAAAUACAAAUUGGCUCCUACGUGUCGAAAAUGAAAUAAGCCUCCUAGGUCAGAAUGGUCAUAUUUCAAAGGAACUCAAUAAGGAUCUUCGGUAUCACCAUUUACAGAUCCAAACCAAAGACUUGAAAGCACAAAUUAAACAUAUGAUGGAUCUUGCUAGUCUUCAAGAACAGCAGUAUAGGCAGACGGAGAUAGUAUUAAAUGCAUUGCUUCCAGCCUUCAGAAAACAGUACUAUACACUCAAAGAAGCUGGCCUAUCAGAUUCUGCUUUUGAUUCUGAAUUCAAAGCAAUUCAACAUUUAGUGGAGAGGAAAAAAAUGGUGGCUUGGGCGGACCAAACAACUGAACAUCCAAAGCAAAAGGACCUACCAGAAGUUUCUGCUGUUCUGACCUUUCCACAGCUUAGACCAAUUCAAGCUACUUGUUGCACUUCUUCAAGUGAAUCUAAGCCACUUAAAAUUCCUCCACAAAAACGAACUCGGAGAAAACUGAUGUCUUCUCCUUUGGAAGCAAAAAUUAUCCCAAAAUCUGUACUGUCUAAAAAUACUCAAUUCAAUGAUUCUUUCAACAAAGAACUUCAGCCUAUUGUAUAUACUCCAGAGGACUGUAGAAAAGCUUUACAAACUCCAUCUACAGGGACCUUAAUAAAACCAUCUUCACAUAGUCUGAGUUCUCAAGCAAUAAACUCAAAUAUAAACAGUAAUAAUUCUAUGAAAAUGUUGUGCGAAGUAGAUACUCCUGUUGAUAGGCUUCCAGAAUGUGAGCAUAAGGAUUUGGACUGCACGUUUACUAUAUGUGAGGACAUCAAAAGCGUCAAGAAUGAAUUGCCUGAAAAAGGGUCACUACCAAACUAUAACAACGGCAUUUUACAAAGGCUUGACCCUUCCUCACUCUCAACAAAACCGAGCACAGUGCCAUCCUACAUGACAAUGACUGCUGCUGCCAAAAGGAAACGGAAACUGACAAGCUCUGAGUCAAAUACUUCUUUAACCGCUUCAGUAAAUUCGGGACUUGCCAAGCGUGUCCGACAAGACAGUUCAAGUGAUAAGCACUUACAAGAGAAUAAAGCAACAAUGGAAUAUACAAAAAGAACCCAUAAAAUAAAUUCAAGCUUGGUUAGAAGAUUUGGAAGAAGCAUUUCAAAAGGAAAUCUAAGAUAAAUCACGUCAAAAUCAAGAAAAUGAAAUUAAUAGAAUGAUUUUUAAAGUGUUUAUUGUCAGUUUUCAGAGAUGUAAAAUCUUGGAAAGAAGACCAUCUGAAAACCUGUCAGUCACCAGAAAAUGAAUCUCUUCUGUGUUCUAAGCAAACAACAUUUUUAUAGAUGGGUAUAUUUUGACUUUCUAAAAUGUUUGCUAUUCUUUAAAUCUAAGUGAGCAAUCUUUAAGGACAUUUUAGAAAAUGAUAUUUAAAUUACCAAUUUUUGUAAGGAAAAUUUAGAAAUGAUGUCAUUAUGGCCCAAAGUGUAUUUUAUUAUGUUUGUGUACAUUAUUUUAAUCCUAAAUAUGAUUUUCCUUUCCAAAAGUACUUUUAUGUACAAAUGUAUUUGCCA